UUAAUUCACACCAUGGCCACCUUGUUCUUUGUCAGCCUUCACAAUUUUGCUCCUCUUGCAGACGCAGCCGCUCUGUUUUCUAAUAUUUUCUAUGAAGCCGACGUAAAAGUCUCACGCACACAGUUGUCGAUGAUCACCGCAGACCGUUCCCGUUGGUUCGUCGCUGUGCUCCAUAUUUGGGAACCCUUCUUCAACGACUACUAUAUCGAUAAAGAUAUCACUUCAAGAAUUUCUCUCCCAACAUUCCAUUGUCAUAUGAAUAGAGCAAGAAAAGAUCAUUGUUCUUCAAUGAACAUCCGUAUGCAGAAAGGCCAUAACUACCUUUUCCUUGAGUUUAAAAAUUCAAAAAAAGACAUAUAUCGGAGAAUGUUUUUGUCACCUUCACGAGAGGAGGAUUUAACCCAAACUCAAAUUGAUAAUCAAAACUUUUUCAGCAUUCAUUCGAGUGAUUUUAGACGCAUAAUAACAGAAGUAUCUCAUUUACCAAAUGAUUUGGUCAUCGUUGUUACCGUUACCAAUUCACAAGUCAAGUUCUCUGUUUCAUCUAAAGAGAUUAUUCUUACAGAAGAGGUAAAAGGCUGGAGAUUGUCAAAUUAUAGGCUAUGA
Cucumis melo (muskmelon) is the source of this 606-nucleotide messenger RNA. RefSeq lists its product as uncharacterized. The transcript is spliced from 4 exons. Bases 13 to 606 code for a protein of 197 amino acids. The record is from RefSeq and is a predicted model, not a curated record. NCBI's taxonomy places the organism in Eukaryota, Viridiplantae, Streptophyta, Magnoliopsida, Cucurbitales, Cucurbitaceae.